Messenger RNA from Kazachstania africana CBS 2517, 747 nucleotides. It is a transcript of the gene UTP11, whose product is annotated as rRNA-processing protein UTP11. The record is from RefSeq and is a predicted model, not a curated record. Lineage: Eukaryota; Fungi; Ascomycota; Saccharomycetes; Saccharomycetales; Saccharomycetaceae. The coding region runs from base 1 to 747 and encodes 248 amino acids. Gene Ontology annotation, biological process: rRNA processing. Gene Ontology annotation, cellular component: small-subunit processome; nucleolus. The transcript has a single exon.
AUGGCUAAACUUGUACAUGACGUCCAAAAGAAGCAGCAUAGGGAGCGUUCUCAAGUUACUAGCCGUGCUAGACUAGGUUUUUUAGAGAAGCAUAAAGACUAUGUCAAGCGUGCUCAAGAUUAUCAUAGAAAGGAAAAUACAUUAAAGGUUCUUAGAAGUAAGGCCAAAGAAAGAAAUCCAGAUGAAUAUUAUCAUGCUAUGCACUCAAGAAAAGUGGAUGAGAAAGGUCUCCUCAUAACAUCACGUCGCUCUGCCGAAGAAGAUGAAUCUCUAAGUACAGACCAAGUUAAAUUACUUAAAACACAAGAUAGUAAUUAUGUUAGAACACUAAGACAAAUAGAAUUAAAGAAACUGGACAAAAAAUCCAAAGACUUAAUGUUUCAAGCAAACGGUAGACACACAGUUUUUGUUGAUAAUCAAAAGGAAAUGGAAGAAUUUGUUCCAGAGAAACAUUUUAAUACAACUUCUGAAAUGUUAGAACGUCGUGAAAAUAGACUCACAAGGGAUCAGCUGACUUCUAAUGGUUCUAUGUCGUCUUCUGCAAUUAUGCCAAAAGAAUCUCUUGAAAAGAAGAAAUUGAAAAAAUUUAAGAUAGUAAAACAACAUAUGGAAAGAGAACAAAAACUUAAGGGAGUUCAGCAGAGAAUGGAUUUGCAGAGGGAAGUAAUGAAGAAAGGUUCUAAAAAGAAGGUGACAGACUCUAAGGGGAAUGUGUCUUUUAAAUGGAAGAACCAACGUAAGCGUUAG